UUCGCUCAUGCUGCGCGUGUGCACCUCGAUCCGCUCCUCUUGCCUCCACACUCUUGUGAGUGGGAGUCGUUGGUUGAGUGACCGUCCUCGUAGAGACUCGUGACGGUGACUCUUCAAGUACAGAAGACUUGCACCUUCUACAUGCGUUCGCAACCUCGCCUCUCAUCCUCUCUCGCUUCGCGUGUGGUAGCGCGAGUCGCUCUUGUCAAAUUGUCGACACGCAAUGCUGGCAACACCGUCCCGCCUCGCUCGCCGGAACGGCUUCUCUGCUGAGGUCGCGGCGAUGCAUCAACGUCCGACUUUGAACCUACCUCUCGCGAGGAUCGGGCCUCGCGGGUACUCUACUGGCGCCGCUUUGGGACUCUCCAUCAUCUCAGCAGGCCCUUUGAGAUCUGUGCUCUCGACUCGCAAUGCGACACCUGCGAGAGGCCUAGCCACUUCUUCCUCGCCGUCAGUCGGAGCGGACGGCACAGUCACGCUGCCCUCUGCCCUGAUCGAGCAAACAUCCUCCUAUCCUCUAGUGCCUCUAGAUCUCAAGCUCGAAGCGGAGGAGCGGCUGGGCUUCUUGUACUUUGAUACCAUGUUUCCAAUCGAACUCAACGUCGCGGAUCCACGGCGAUAUUUGGUCAGCGUCCAAGGAGAGGCGCUACUGCAAAGACUGCAAAACAGUUUGCCUGCUUCUGAGGAAGUUGGCUACGCCUUCAGCAUUGUCGGGGUCGAGUCUAGAGCAAAAGAUGGAGGAGCCUUUCUGAGCUUCAAGUACAAGGCGUCUGGCGAAGAUGAGGCAAAAGUGCUGAACAUCAUAGAGACGCGACUCAAGCAGGGAGUCAAGUCAGUGUAUGCUCCCAGCAUGCUGCUCGUGGCUUCUUGGGCGCGUCCACCUUCCGUCCAUGUGGUACGAGGUCAGCCAUGGAGGGAGGACCUCGCUCGAUUUCCGGCGCGCCAGAUCCGCAUCGAGUUUGAAGGCGGGCCGGCCCCCGACGAGCAGACACUUUGGGAGACGUUAAGACCCUACGGAAGGCUGCUCAGCCUAAAAGUCGACAAGAAAGAGGGAUCUGCCAUUGCUGGCUUCUCGACCAUGAGAGGAGCAACGAGCGCUAGGAAUUGCGCGCAUGGAGCAACUUUGAGCAGCGGGGCGAAGCUGAUCAUCAAUUACCAACCCGCAUUCCGCGCUCACAAGGCGUGGGAAUGGAUUUCUAGUCAUCCGCGUAUCGUGCUUCCUUUCCUCGCGCUUACACUUGGCACGAUCACGUACUCUGUCUUCAACCCCGUCAGGGAAUUUUUCGUUGAGCGGGAAUUGGACGGGUCGUUCCGAUUGGAAGACUAUCGGCUAUACACGUGGUUAAAGACCAAUACUCUCGAGCUAUUCAGUCGCUGCGAAGGUGCGGAAGAUGGCAACGCGUGGUGGGAACGUGGCAAGUCGGUCGAAGAGAUCAGAGGCUGGCUGCGAGAGACGCCUUCGACAUUUAUCACUAUCGCAGGUCCUCGAGGGUCGGGCAAGCAUCAAUUGCUGGACGGUGUGCUCACGAAGGAGGUGUCGCACUUGCGCAUCAACUGCGAAGCUAUUGCUAGGGCAGCAAAGACGGAUUCGGCCCUGAUAGGAGCUCUAGCAAACGAGCUGGGCUAUUGGCCAGUCUUCAGCUGGAUUAGCUCCGUGAACAACCUAAUCGAUAUCGGAGCACAGGGUCUCAUAGGCAGCAAGGAACCCAUCUUUGCCACGCCUGUGGAUGCACAGCUGAGGCAAGUUUUGGAGACGGCUACAGCAGCUUUGGUGCACACCAACUCGAACAAACAAAAAGCUAAAGCAAAGGAAGAAAAACGUCGCUUGGCCAAGAAACUGUCACCGGACGAGCAGAGCAAAGCGCAGCAGACCGCAUCCUCGGACGGCGAAUUUGACGCUCCUGUAAUCGUUCUUGACGGCUUCUGCCACAAGGGCCUCAAAAACGAGAUGGUGUGGGAUGUGCUUGCGGCUUGGAGCGCGGAGUUGACGCAGUCCCACAUUGCCCACGUCAUCUUCGUCAGCGACAACCCCGUCGCGCAAGGCAAGACAUUGGGGCGCGCCUUGCCGAAUGUCCCAUUCCAAUCUGUGGUUUUGGCGGAUGCAGACCAAGAAAGAGCGCAAGAGUAUGUUCGGAAGAAGCUCGAAGCUCUGCAGCUUGCCGCUCCUAGUCCUGCUCCGGACACACCGGGCUAUUCACCCGCUGUCAGAGGCGCGGAGCUGGAUCAGGCGACCGUGCGAUCCAUCGAUGUGCUGGGCGGACGAAUGCAGGAUCUCGAAGCUCUUACCGAAAAGCUUGGACUUGGUCAGAAUGUCCCGGACGCAGUCGAGGAUAUUGUCACGCGAACAGUUGUCGAGCUUCGGAAGAACGCGUUUGGGGAUGACUUGGAAGAUGCCAAGUCUCUGCCCUGGAAGCGAGGUCAAGCAUGGACCAUCGUUGAGCAGCUCUCUAAGGGAGACGAGCUUGCAUAUUACGGGCUCUUGCAUGACGCUUUCAAGGGCGACGAGGCUGCUGUCAAGGCUCUGGAGCAAGCUGAGAUCAUCUCUGUCAAGCAUGCGGACGGUAGACCAUCAAGUAUUCGGGCAGGCAGGCCGGUGUUGCGAGAGGCUAUGCGUAGGCUCGUCUCAGAUGAAGUCUUUGCAAACACCCAGCGAUUGCUAAGCGCCAACGAAGGCAUUGAAAGCACUGAGAAGCUAGUGCGCGACGUCGAGAAGGAGUUAAGCGAACUAUCGGCGCUAGGCAGCGCCGGCAGUGGCGCGACGAGGAGGAGGAUGGAAUACCUGCUGACGAAGCUGAACAUGCACCAAACAAAGAUUGACACGCUCGACUCUUUGGCAGAAAGUCUCAAAAAGCAACUGAAUCAGACCAAGGGCUGAAGCGAAUCAGUCGUAUACUGGCUUGCACAUCUUGGCAAGCAGACCUGACCGUGCUCGAGACCCUGCUUUGUUUCUGAAUGCCCGCACACCACACUUUGCUCCAACGACUGGACUUGACUUUUCUGUGGUCGUCGCGAGACCGUAUCAUUCCCAGUGUGCGCCCCGUGUGCGAAGGACGUGGUGCCAGCGCCACCUCUUGUCGGGGCUGCCCCACUGCGGCCUGCACCGAUCGGCAGGAGGUGGCCUGUAGCUCAGCAGGGGCCAUGAGAGUGACAAGCCCAACGAUAGAGACAAACCGCUAUACAUGUGAUCGCGUCACGAAGCCGAAAGCGUUCUCGACACGGGCCUUUUGGCACGUUCUGAAUGACAAUUUGCACCGACGUGGAUCUUGGAUAAUCG
Molecule: messenger RNA, 3274 nt
Organism: Ceraceosorus guamensis
Lineage: Eukaryota; Fungi; Basidiomycota; Exobasidiomycetes; Ceraceosorales; Ceraceosoraceae
Exons: 7
Coding region: 224-2875 (883 amino acids)
Cellular component (GO): mitochondrial inner membrane
Source: RefSeq, a predicted model, not a curated record